Molecule: messenger RNA, 3480 nt
Organism: Oryzias latipes (Japanese medaka)
Lineage: Eukaryota; Metazoa; Chordata; Actinopteri; Beloniformes; Adrianichthyidae
Gene: esrp2
Product: epithelial splicing regulatory protein 2
Molecular function (GO): RNA binding
Source: RefSeq, a predicted model, not a curated record
AAAAAAAUAGGAGAGGGAGAAAAAAAACCUCUGGGCUUGUUAUGGAGUUCGUGUGAAGGGAACACGGAUUUCCACCCGUCUUUACCAGUUAAACCAGUAUCUCUGGAUAGAGCGCACUCAAGUACAGCAACAGUUUUUACCCUUGUGGUCCCUGAUGGCUUCGCACAGUGAUACUCUGGUGGUGUUCUUUGGGGCAACAGCUGGUGCAAAUGGGGGUAAACUGGGUUCGGAUGAGAGGGAAAUAAUUCUCUUGGUGUGGCAAAUUGUGGAUCUACAUGAGAAAAAGGUUGGGAAACUUCAUAGUUAUUAUGUGAAGCCAGACUCUUUGGAGCUGACGGACCAAUGCAAAGAGGAGACGGGGCUGACUGUGGAGGACAUCAUCAAAGCUGAGCCCCUGGACAAAGUUCUGCAGCAGUUUCAGCAGUCUGUCUCAUCAGAAGUGAAAUCCCUCGGCAGGAGCUCCUUCACACUUUUGGUGAACAGUCCCCUUGUUAUCCGGCAGGUCCUCCACCCCGAAGCAUCCAAAAAGAAUCUGGUCCUACCGGAAUGCUUCUUUUCCUUUGUGGACCUGAGGAAAGAGUUUCACAAAUGCUGCCCAAACGCAGGUCCUGCGCAGAAGCAGACACUUGUCUCCAUGUUGGAAUAUGUCGGCCUCCCCGCUGCAUCAGAGCAGUUAACGGGCGUGAAGGAGGUGAGGAGCAUGGUGCAGCUGACGCUCUGCAUCCUGGCUGAACCCUACUGUCACAAAUUCACCUGUGUUGAAACAGUCAAUUACAAGUUUGACUCUGGAGCGUGCUGCAAGACAGAGCCGGUGGACAGUGAGACGGUGAUCCGAGCGCGGGGCCUUCCAUGGCAGUCCUCGGACCAGGAUAUCGCUCGCUUUUUCAAAGGCCUCAAUAUUGCUAAGGGUGGAGUGGCUCUGUGCCUUAAUGCUCAGGGCCGAAGGAAUGGGGAAGCCUUAGUUCGUUUCAUCGACUCUGAACACAGAGACCUGGCUCUGGAGCGCCACAAACACCACAUGGGCUGCCGUUACAUUGAGGUAUACAAAGCAACGGGAGAGGAAUUCCUCAAAAUUGCCGGAGGAACAUCAAAUGAGGUGGCCCAGUUCUUAUCUAAGGAGAACCAGGUGAUCAUCCGAAUGCGGGGGCUGCCAUUCACCGCCACAUCCCAGGAAGUUUUGAGCUUCCUCGGCCCCGAGAGCCCGGUUACAGACGGCGCUGAGGGUCUGCUCUUUGUCAAGUACCCCGACGGACGGCCCACAGGCGACGCCUUUGUCCUCUUUUCCUGUGAAGAAUAUGUCCAGAAUGCCCUGAAGAAACACAAGCAGAUCCUGGGCAAGCGUUACAUCGAGCUGUUUCGCAGCACUGCAGCUGAGGUGCAGCAGGUUCUGAAUCGCUACAUGUCCACCCCUCUGAUCUCCACGCUGCCUGCUUCACCUAUCGUCCCGGUCCUCGCCUCGCAGCCCUUCCUUCCAGCUGCCACCAGCACACGCGACUGCGUGCGCCUCCGCGGCCUGCCGUACACUGCAGGCAUUGAAGACAUCCUGGAGUUCAUGGGGGAGCACACCGUGGACAUCAAACCUCACGGAGUCCACAUGGUUCUCAACCAGCAGGGCCGGCCCUCGGGAGACGCCUUUAUCCAGAUGAAGUCGGCCGAUAGAGCCUUCAUGGUGGCCCAGAAGUGUCACAAGAAGACAAUGAAAGAUCGCUACGUGGAGGUCUUCCAGUGCUCUACAGAGGAGAUGAGCAUCGUGCUCAUGGGUGGAACCCUGAACCGCAGCGGCCUCUCCCCUCCGCCCUGCAAACUUCCCUGUCUGUCCCCCCCCACAGCUUACGCCGCCUUCCCGACUUCCCCCGCUAUUCUCUCGGAGGCAGCUUUCUACCAGCCCCCCCUGCUGGCCGCUCCCAGGCAUCCUCAGACCACCGUAGCCAGCCCUGCUCACACGCUGGCUUACUACCCCCCUCAGCCACAUCUCUACAUGAACAUGAACAUGAACUACACUGCUUACUACCCCAGCCCUCCAGUUUCUCCUUCCACGGUUGGGUACUUUGCGGCCCCCCCAGGCGCUGUCGCAGCGGCAGUGGCGGCCUCCCCCCACCCCGGUGCAGCAUCCACCGUGCUAUCGCAGCCGGGAGCGCUGGUGAGGAUGCAGGGGCUCCCCUACAACACCGGGGUCAAAGACAUCCUCAGCUUCUUCCAGGGAUACCAGCUGCAGCCAGACGCCGUUGUCAUCUUGUAUAACUUCAGUGGCCAGUGCAGUGGUGAGGCCUUGAUCACCUUCCCCAGUGAGGAUCUAGCCAGGCGGGCUGUAGCCGAACGCUCAAACCAUCCAUUCUAUGGUCAGCAGGUCCACCUGAUCCUCUGUCACUGAUGGCUAGCUCUCCGUGUUGCUCAGUUUAACGUCCCCAAGAAGAAUCUCACCAGCAAACGGCUUCAUGCUCCAGUACAUCCCACUUUUUUGCAGGCAUUUUUUCUUUAUUCGCACAAGCUGACACUGCUGAUCCUGACACUCCUGAGUAUGCUGUUAGUUUGUUGCUCAGAUGAAGCAGCUACAUGUUUGGGUUUGUGUCAUCUCUAGGAUGUCUGCAUCUGUAAGGGAACAGGAGGUGUUCUAGCACCUGGACUCACUGUUUAGCGGCGAAACAUGCAGAUAUAUUUAAAUGUUUUCUCACAUAUAAACUGUACAGAUGUUUCCUGAGAUGCUUGAGGCUGUACAAACAACUUCUACACUCAUGCUCUUUUCUGUGCAUUUCUGCAAAUUGAGUCUCAACCACUAGGUGUUUGAAGCUUUUUUGUAAUUAUGCACAUUUUAGGUCAGCUGUGUGUGUGCAUGUCUGAUGUUUAUUAUUUGAUGGCCUCUAGAAUAACAUAAAAAAGCCAUAACUGGUCAUUUUCAUAACUGAGAACUGUUGUCUGAGUUUUUUGGAAAUGACUUGAUCUUCAGGGACUGCAGGAUCAAUAGCUGUGCCUGUGUAAUACUAAGUAAUCUGUGACUUUUGUUCUGUAUAAUUAUAUUUAUAUUGUGGCAUCCAGUAUGCUAACCCAUUUAGGCACUACAAUUUUGUUUUUUCUUUUGAAUUUAUAAUGAACUGUGCUUCUAUAAACAGUUUAGUAGACCAAAUUAAUUCUGUUUUAAUGUAAUUUCUUUACAGAAGUAAAUACUUUGAUAGCAUGGUGACUUUUAUGAUUGUCUGCAGCUACAGUUUUUUUUUUUUUGCCCAAUAACUAUUGGUUUGCUGCAGCUUUAAUGUCUGCACCCAACCUGACUACUGUGUAAAGCUGUGUGACUUUUUCCAGCGAGAAGCCAGCUCGUGGCUGUCUUCUCGUGCAUACCAAGCCUACAUUUCCCAGAGUCCCUCACUGGUCAGAAAUGAGGCUCAGUCGGCCUCUGGUGGCAAAGGAAAUCUGUUUUUUGUUGAGUUUGAGACUCUCAUAGAUCUGUGUAUUAAAUGUAAACAAUAAAAAAGUCAAAACUUGUAA